GCGCUAAAAGCAGCUCGACACCGAGUGUCACAUCCGGGCCAACAAAAGCACAAACGACGACAGGGACACAGAAGCCGGAAGUAGCUGGUGAUAAUAUGGAUUCUGGUGCACUUCCUGUUACGCCAAUACCUCGAAAUGUCACAACGCCGGGGAAGCAAACAGAGGCUAAUAAUAUCGCGGCAAAAGGUGUCUCGCCUUCCAAGAUGGCGAUGUCGUCUGCUGGUGAUAUGGAUUCUGGUGCACUUCCGGCUACGCCAAAACCUUGGUGGACUCAACUCUACGCUGUCUGUUUGGUGGCUUUGGUCUUGUCGUGUUGGUAGAAGGGGUGGUUUGUUUGUUUGUUUGUUGGUUGGUUUAUCUGUUCGUUUUGUUGGUUGGUUGGUUGGUUGGUUGGUUGGUUGGUUGGCUGGUUGUUGCUGUUCUUUAGAGGUAACAUUUCGGAAUGUCGUUUAUCGCUAUUGUUGUAUUAUUGUUGCUGUUGUUGCUGCUGUUAUUAUUGUUGGUGGUGGUAGUGUUGUUGUUGAUGGGGCGAUAGUUGCUGCCUCUUUCUACAAAAUGGCGAUGUCGUGUGCUGAAGGUAUGGCUCCCAGUGUUCUUCUUGGACAGACUUCUGCAGAAGGGGCUACUGAAAAUGGGCGACAUUUUAUUUCACCAGCUCUACGUCAUUAUUAUCUUACCGAUGUCUCUGCUCUAGAGACAAGGUUACACGUAGAGGAAAUGAGUUCGAUUCUCAAUCAAAAAGGAAAUUGGUUUUUUCUUCUUUUUUAUUGUUUCCCUUUUAUUCCUAUUUUUUUCCAUAGAGUUGUUACAAAGAGAUAGGGUUGGUUUUUUUCCUAGAAAGUGCAGACCAAAAUGAAGUCGACUCUACAUUUUGGGGAGUCUCUAGGAAAAAGGUGUGGUUUUUUGUUUGUUUGUUUAAAUGUUUGUUUGUUUACUCAUUUAUUCAUUUUACAAAAGCCAUUUGAGGACAGGGUGGUUUUUUGUGUACUAUUAAUGAUAUUGUUGUUGCUGCUGCUGCUGUUGCUGUUGUUGUUCUUGUGACUGUGAUGGCGAUGGUGACGGAAGGGAUGAUGUUUUUAUUUUUGCAUCUAGUUGGUUUGGUGAAAGUAGUUUUGUUUUUAUCUUCUCUGUAAGUUAUUUUUUUUAUUCGUCUCACUAUUGUUUCAUUUAGAAAUAUUAUUUCUUUUUGUUAUAGCUGUUUGUUUAUUCGUUUCGUUUACCAACGCUUUUGGGUAGUGGCAUUAUUUGUUUGUUGUUGUUGUUGUUGUUGUUGACAUUUUUGUCUUCUAUACUUUUGUUAUUACUGUACGCAACUCAUUUGGAUUGCCUUUUUUUAUUUUUUUUUUACAUAAUUUGUUUAUUCCAUUGCAUUCAAUCAUUUUCUUGAAAUUGACAUAACUAAUAAUAACAUGUAUGUUAAUAUGGUUUGAAACAUAUCAUGCUGGGAUGACGCGGUUGAUUUCAGUUAUCUGACGUCAUCCAGCUACCG
Aplysia californica (California sea hare) is the source of this 1489-nucleotide messenger RNA. RefSeq lists its product as uncharacterized. The record is from RefSeq and is a predicted model, not a curated record. Lineage: Eukaryota; Metazoa; Mollusca; Gastropoda; Aplysiida; Aplysiidae.